This is a messenger RNA of Larimichthys crocea (large yellow croaker), 1366 nucleotides long. It is a transcript of the gene slc25a40, whose product is annotated as solute carrier family 25 member 40. The transcript is spliced from 10 exons. Gene Ontology annotation, cellular component: mitochondrion. Gene Ontology annotation, biological process: mitochondrial transmembrane transport. The coding region runs from base 216 to 1256 and encodes 346 amino acids. The record is from RefSeq and is a predicted model, not a curated record. NCBI's taxonomy places the organism in Eukaryota, Metazoa, Chordata, Actinopteri, Sciaenidae.
UUUAAAAUAGUAAAAACCUCACGAAUGUGCUCUGUUUGAAAUUCAUAUUACGUAAUAUUUAUCAUCAUGUAACCUUAAUGUUUGCUGUGUAAAAGUGUGGAGCAAGCUACUGGACUGUAUCCACGUGUUGAACCUGCAGGACAAUCACUGUCAUACUGUCGGAGAAGUGAGUUCAUGGAGGACUUUGUUGAUGCUGAGGUGCUUUAGCAGAAAGCAUGAGUGGUCAAAGUCCUGCUCCCUCUGCCAGUAAUGGCAUUACUCCACUCCAACAGAUGGUGGCGUCCUGCUCUGGAGCCAUCCUCACAUCUUUAUUAGUCACACCUUUGGACGUUGUGAAGAUCAGACUGCAAGCACAGAAAAAUCCCUUCCCCAAAGGGAAAUGCUUUGUCUACUGCAAUGGACUCAUGGACCAUUUAUGUGUGUGUGAAAACGGCAACUCCAAGGCCUGGUACAAAGCUUCUGGACACUUCAAUGGCACACUGGACGCCUUCGUCAAGAUCAUACGUGGUGAAGGAAUAAAGGCAUUAUGGAGCGGUCUACCUCCAACCCUUGUGAUGGCAGUCCCGGCGACAGUGGUCUACUUCACAUGCUACGACCAGCUGUGUGCAGCGCUGAGGGUCAGGAUGGGAGACUACGCUCAGGAGGCUCCUCUUGUGGCCGGAGCUGUCGCUAGAGUGGGUUCAGCGACAGUCAUCAGUCCUCUGGAGCUGAUCCGUACGAAACUGCAGGCUCAGAAACAGUCGUACAGGGAGCUGACUAACUGCAUCCACUCAGCAGUGCAGUCAGAAGGCUGGCUGUCUCUUUGGCGGGGUUUGGGGCCCACACUCCUUCGAGACGUGCCGUUCUCAGCCAUGUAUUGGUACAACUACGAGAAGGGCAAGAGCUGGCUGUGUGAACGGUACAACACCAGAGAGCCCACGUUUUCCAUUACCUUCAUAUCUGGAGCUGUGUCUGGCUCUAUUGCAGCAGUUGUAACGUUACCUUUUGAUGUUGUGAAAACGAGAAGGCAGAUGGAGCUGGGAGAGCUACAAGCAAAGAAUUUGUCUUGUCAGGUCUCCAGCUCCACCUUCAGCGUGAUGACUAGGAUCGUGGCACAGGACGGCUUUGGUGGACUGUUUGCAGGUUUCCUCCCCAGGCUGAUCAAAGUGGCCCCGGCCUGUGCCAUCAUGAUCAGCACUUACGAGUUCGGAAAAGCCUUUUUUCGCAAACACAACCAGGAGAGGAUACUCAGGCCGAUGCAGACCGGCAACACCUGAGUUUUUCUGUCAUUUCUCUCCAAACCAAACACCACCAUGACUACUGCUAGACUAUACAUGGAAGGAAAAGGCUCAUGUUGCCAAAUUAAAAACACAAUAAGUAGUGGAAG